Messenger RNA from Guillardia theta CCMP2712, 643 nucleotides. RefSeq lists its product as hypothetical. The transcript has a single exon. The coding region runs from base 8 to 601 and encodes 197 amino acids. NCBI's taxonomy places the organism in Eukaryota, Cryptophyceae, Pyrenomonadales, Geminigeraceae. Gene Ontology annotation, biological process: protein insertion into mitochondrial outer membrane. Gene Ontology annotation, cellular component: mitochondrial outer membrane translocase complex. Gene Ontology annotation, molecular function: protein binding. The record is from RefSeq and is a predicted model, not a curated record.
AGGGACCAUGGACAUGAACUACUUGCAGCAAGAUCCUCGCGUGGCGCGCGAGAUGAUCUCUCUCCUCGAAAGACAGCUGGUGGAAAUCAGAACAGCUGCUGAAGCCAAUCCUAACGACUACAACGUGUAUGCCAAGUGGGGAGAACUCUUGCUAGAGCUCUCGAUGUUCAAGAACGGAGAUGAAGCCACACAGAUCUUGUCUCAAUGUAUAAACAAGCUGGAGAAAAGUCUCAGCAUCUUCCCUGAUAAUCCUCACCCGAUGAUAGUUCUUGCUUCAGCGCUCAAUGCUCGCGCGUUCUUGCAGCACGACACUCAGGUGGCUCUUUCUCUGUUCGAUCGAUCCAAGAAGAAUUUCGAGAGAGCGCUGGAGCUCGACCCCACCAACGAUAAGUGCCGGCAGCUCCUUGAAGCCAUGGAGAACGCGCCUGAGCUGCAUCAACGUGUGGUUGCUCAGCUGCAGGCGGAAGGACAGUACUCGAACAAGUCUGCUCCGACCGCGGGGAACGACGAGUGGUUCUAUGAUGCGUUGGGUUGGGGCAUCUUGAUCUUCGGAGGAAUCUCAGUUUUGGCGAUCUUGAAUAUGAAGCAAUCGGCUGCGUAAUGGAAUGACUAGUUUGGGAAUAAAAACCCAUUCCUUGCAUGA